AUGGCCGAAGCAGAGCCCAUAAAGCUGGUGAAACGUGCGCGGAGUGCCGUGGUGCCGCGGGCGGGGCGGGGGGAACACUCCUGGGCCUCGCAGGAAUGCCCUGAUGGCUCGGCCAGCUGGGCGGGACACGCGGGCCGUUUCGGGGUCUUUGGAAGCGCUUUUAAAAACCCACCCUUUGAAGGGCUGCAGCUGCAGGAUUCCGAAUCGGAGAUCUUUUUCCCGGAGGUUCUUCCACACGGAAGCCCACCGGAUCCCGCCAGACCACGCGGCCGAGGGGCAGAUGCCGGCCCGGGGAGCAACUCUCGGGAGGUCCGCUCUAUUCCGAACCGGGAAGAGUCCGACUCUCGUGCGUUUAACCGCCGCGAACCUCCGGGACCGCAAACGCCGCCUUCAUCUGGUUUGAGGCUCAAAAUCGCGGCUUUUGGCAGGGAUUUGCACCUCGUUUUAAAGAGGGAUACGCGCUUUCUGUCCCAGAAAUUCAUGGUGGAGAAGAGACCGAAAGCACGAGAGGCAUCUCCGCGGGACUCGCCAGCUCCUUCGCCUGCCAGCGCGGAGGCUGCGUGCUAUUUCAGCGGAACUGUUCUCAAUUACCCCGGCUCCCUCGCCUCCUUCAGCACCUGUGCCGGCCUGAUGGGGUUCGUUCAGCUCAGUGAGGACUUCCUGUACGUGGAGCCUGUGAACCGCACGCUGACGGUCACUGGGCACGCUCACCGCGUCUACAGGAGGAAGAGGGCAGCCAAUCACACGCGUCCCUGCGCAGUCAUUCCAGAGAGGCAGAAAGUGAAGAGCAGGAAGGCUUGGGAAGGCGGGAGAGGGAAGCGCUACUCGUAUAAACUCCUCCACGAGUACGACGUGGAGACGCUGGUGGUGGCAGACCCUGCCAUGGUCAGUUACCACGGCACCGAGGCGGCCAAGCGCUUCAUCCUCACCAUCAUGAACAUGGUUUUUAACCUGUUUCAACACAAGAGUCUGGGAAUCCAGAUCAACAUCCGUCUGACCAAGCUGGUGCUGCUGCAGGAGACCCCAGCCAGUAUGUACAUCGGGCACCAUGGAGAGAAGAUGCUGGAGAGCUUCUGUCGCUGGCAGCAGGACGAGUAUGGCAGGAAGUCCUCCGACUUCGACACGCCGUGGAGGGACGACCUUCCGUCUGUGGACACCGCCAUCCUCAUCACACGGAAGGACUUCUGCGUGCAUAAGGAUGAGCCCUGUGACACCGUAGGGAUCGCCUAUCUGAGUGGGAUGUGCAGUGAGAAGAGGAAGUGUAUCUUAGCCGAAGACAACGGCCUCAACCUGGCCUUCACCAUCGCCCACGAGAUGGGGCACAAUAUGGGUGUGAGCCAUGAUAAUGACCACCCCUCCUGUGCUGAUGGCCUCCACAUCAUGUCGGGGGAGUGGGUCAAAGGUCAGAACCUGGGGGAGGUGUCCUGGUCCCGCUGCAGCCGUGAAGAUGUGGAGAAGUUCCUCAGGUCCAAGUCCAGCAGCUGCCUCCUGCAGACAGACCCGCUCAGUCAGAACUCGGUCAUUCUGCUGUCCCAGCUCCCCGGACUGUCCUACACCGCCCACGACCAGUGCCAGAUCCUCUUCGGCCCCACUGCGUCCCACUGUGUCAGCAUGCAGCACGUGAUGUGUUCGGGUCUCUGGUGCCGGAUGGACGGGGAGAAGGACUGUCAGACCCAGCUGGACCCGCCCAUGGACGGGACCGAGUGCGACACGGGAAAGUGGUGCCGAGCGGGGGAGUGUGUGAGCCGGGCCCUCCCGCCCGCCCCGCCCGCGGGGGUGUGGGGCCCCUGGGGCCCCUGGGGGGCCUGCAGCAGGACCUGCAGCCGCGGCAUCAGCGCCCGCCAGCGCACCUGUGAGGGCCCCAGAGCCGGCGGUAAGGAGAGCCGGUGCGUUGGAUCCGGGAGGCAGUACCAGCUGUGUGAAAACCCGCCCUGUCCCUCGGGAACGCCGGGAUUCAGAGACUCGCAGUGCCACACCUUCAACCGACCCUCCCUGCACUGGCACUCCGUCAUGGAUGACGAACGGCCCUGCACCCUCUUCUGCUCCACCUCCGGGAAGGAGACCCCCGUCGUCCUGGCAGAGAACGUCCUGGACGGCACUUCCUGUGGCCCUCAGGAGUCUGGCAUGUGUGCCAACGGGACCUGCCAGAAGGUGGGCUGUGAUGGGGUGCUGGGCUCCACCUCCAGAGAGGACCACUGUGGGGUCUGCAACGGGAGCGGGAGGACCUGCCGGGUCAUCAAGGGGGACUUCAACCACACCCGCGGAGCUGGGUAUGUGGAGGCGGUGGUGAUCCCUAAAGGAGCGCGGAGGAUCAGGGUGGUGGAGGAGAAACCAGCUCAGAGCUACCUCGCGAUGAAGGACGACAGCAGGCGCUCCAUCAACAGCGACUGGAAGAUCGAGAACCCCGGCCUGUUCAGCAUGGCAGGCACCACCGUGCACUACGUCAGGAGAGGACUGUGGGAGAAACUCUCCGCCAAAGGGCCCACCACCUCCCCCCUCCACCUGCUGGUGCUCCUGUUCAACGACCAGAGCUACGGGGUCCACUACGAGUACACGCUCCCCGCAGAGCCAGCCUCCGAGCCACAGGGGGGCGCUGUCCCCCGGCCCAGCGAGCCCCUCUUCAUGUGGACCCACUCGGGCUGGGAGGACUGCCACGCCUUCUGCGGGGGAGGAGAAAGAAAGACAAUCGUCACCUGUACCAAGAUACUCAACAAGACCACCAGCGUGGUGGACCACAGGAAGUGCCGGCACUUAACCAAACCGGAGCCCCAAGUGCGCAAGUGCAACGAGCAGCCCUGCCAGACCAGGUGGAUGAUGACAGAGUGGACGUCCUGCUCCCGGACCUGUGGGAAGGGCUCGCAGGCGCGCCAGGUGGCCUGCACCCUGCAGCUGCCCAACGGGACGCUGGUGAAGGCGCGGGACCGAGACUGCGGGGGCCCCAAACCCCCCCCCACCCAGCGCUGCGACGGCCAGGACUGCCUCACCCUGUGGGAGGCCGGGGUGUGGUCCGAGUGCUCGGUGACGUGCGGGCGGGGGGCUCGACACAGGCUGGUGAAGUGCACAAACCCGCGCAGGAAGUGUGACCUCAGCACCCUGCCGCGCGAGGUGGAGGAGUGUGAGGACUACUCCAAGUGCUACGUCUGGAGGACCGGGGACUGGGCCAAGUGCUCCGUGACCUGUGGGAAGGGCAUGCAGUCGAGGGUCAUCCAGUGCAUGCACAAGAUCACCGGCCGCCACGGCAACGAGUGCUUCUCCUCGGAGAAACCGGCGGCCUACCGGCCCUGCCACCAGCAGCCCUGCAACGAGAGGGUCAACGUCAACACCAUCACCUCCCCGAGACUGGCGGCCCUGACGUUUAAGUGCCAGCGGGACCAGUGGCAGGUGUACUGCCGGGUCGUGCGGGAGAAGAACCUGUGUCAGGACAUGCGCUGGUACCAGCGCUGCUGCCAAACCUGCCGCGACUUUUACGCACAGAAGAUGAAGCAGCGCAGCUGA
Molecule: messenger RNA, 3495 nt
Organism: Conger conger (European conger)
Lineage: Eukaryota; Metazoa; Chordata; Actinopteri; Anguilliformes; Congridae
Product: A disintegrin and metalloproteinase with thrombospondin motifs 19-like
Exons: 23
Coding region: 1-3495 (1164 amino acids)
Biological process (GO): proteolysis; extracellular matrix organization
Cellular component (GO): extracellular matrix
Molecular function (GO): metalloendopeptidase activity
Source: RefSeq, a predicted model, not a curated record